This is a messenger RNA of Nezara viridula (southern green stink bug), 978 nucleotides long. NCBI's taxonomy places the organism in Eukaryota, Metazoa, Arthropoda, Insecta, Hemiptera, Pentatomidae. The record is from the annotation of a GenBank genome assembly.
GUUUGCAGCAGGUUAUAGUACUACUUCUACACGUCAUUUUUUGAAGUUUAGAAAUGGAUGGAUUAUUAUUGGAACCUACUCUUUAUACUGUUAAGGGAAUGGUGAUUUUGGACAAUGAUGGACACAGGAUAUUAGCAAAAUACUAUGAUCCAAGUGUCUUUCCAACUUCUAAGGAACAAAAGGGAUUUGAAAAAAAUUUGUUUAACAAGACUCAUCGAGCUAAUGCAGAAAUAAUUAUGUUGGAUGGACUUACAUGUGUUUAUAAAUCUAAUGUUGAUUUAUUUUUCUAUGUUAUGGGAAGUUCACAUGAAAAUGAGUUGAUAUUGAUGAGUGUACUUCAAUGCCUUUAUGAUUCAAUAAGUCAAAUAUUGAGAAAAAAUGUUGAAAAACGGACUCUCUUAGAAAAUUUAGAAAUUGUAAUGUUAGCCAUGGAUGAAAUUUGUGAUGGAGGAAUAAUAUUAGAAGCAGAUCCAACGAGUGUUGUUCAAGGAGUAGCUUUGAGGACAGAUGAUAUCCCACUUGGUGAACAAACUGUUGCUCAGGUUCUUCAGAGUGCAAAGGAGCAAAUUAAAUCUGCAAUAUUAAAAUAAAUAUAACUUAUAAGUUUUUAUUGGAUUUUAAAAAGAAUAAUGUAAGAUCUUUGUUAUUAUAUAAAAUGUAAAUUUUAUAUUAAAAAAUAUUGUAAAAAAACAUAUAUUUAUUAUGAAUAAUACAAAUUAAAAACAUUCCUUCAGUUCAUUUAUAAAGAUUGUUUAAUUGUUAAGGAAGUUGAUUACUGUAUGAAAGUAAGUGUAACUUUGUCAUCGCAGUUACUAUAUUAUAAAAUAGAAAUUAUUUGUUUUUGAGAUAUAUCUGACUGUUUUAUUUUUUGUACAGUUCAUUGAAGAUAAAUAGGUUCAUCCUCAUAAUCAUUCAUUACUUCUUAAUUGCUGGUUAUUACAAAAUAAUCAACUGCUGAUCAAUAAAGUUUUUAUUCAA